UCAGUCAUAUGAAAGACUAAACAAGAAAGAUGCUUACUGAGUAAGGUGGGAUCCAACAAGGGUGUAGUACAGAAUGCAACAAUUUAUGAAUUACUUUUUUCUAAGGUAGCUAAACAUAACAACAUUUAAUGAAGAAAGGCAAACUUACCUAUCUGGUAUAUUUGUGAUUCCUGAUGAUUAAUUACUUGAAGAUUAAUACAUUUGAAAUUCACCAGUCUUAGAAAUGGAAGAAAGUGAUGAACCUGAUCAGCCUAUCUCAGCAGGGAGGCAAGAAAUUCGAAAGAGAAGACGACCCAGUCAACCAAUGGUAGAUAAAUCCCAGCAGACCGAAGUGACAGAGAAAAAGAAAAAUUUGCCUAUAUCACAAUCAUCUGGCCCUAAAGCUACCCUUAGUAUUGGUAACAUUCCUGGAAGUAAAGUCAACUGUGAGUCUUUCAGAGUAUCUUCUCAACUUCGGCAAACUUGGACAAAGAGAAAGCAUGUACAGGAUAUGACUGAUAAAUCUCUGCAAACAGACACUAUUGUAGAAGAGAAAAAAGAAAUCAAACCAGUUGGUGAAACAGUGGUACCUGAAGAAAUGCCAGCUGCUCUUGGAGAAGCAGUCCCUGAAUUUCCAGAAAGUGUUCAGGAAGUAGAAAUUCUGACAAGCAGACACUCAAUUCAAUUCAAAAUAGACAGAUCUCAGCAGACUAGUUGUACUGGAGACUGGACAAUGAUGAACAUUCCUCAAAAGGAAACAGUCGACAGAGAACAGCAGACGUACUUUAGUGAAUCAGAAAUAGUGGUAAUUGGUAGGCCAGAUAGCUCUUUUUCAAAGUCAAAUGAAGUUGUGCAGAAACGUAAAUCCUCAGGGAAGAUUUUCAUUAGUGAACAUCCUGAAUUGCAACCCUCAACAAGUAGAGAUGAAGCAAUUAGGCAGGUAGGUAUUAGCAGAUCUUCAUUUAGUCAGCAAAGCAAAAAAGGCAGUUUGGUACCUUUAGAAGAUGAGCAGUACGUUCUAGGUGAGGUCCAGCCUCCCAUUGCAGAGGAGGUCUCUGCUGAAGUGCAACCUACACCAGCUGCGGACAUUAUUGCAGGGAAGUCCGCUACUGAACUUCAGCCUCCACAAAUUGAGGAGGCUCCAACAGAAAAGGGCCCUGCCACAGUACAGCCAACCCUGGGUGAAGAGGCUCUUUCAGAAGGGCCUCCUGCUGAAGUUCAGUCUCCACAAGUUGAAGAAGCUCCUGUACAGCCUUUCCCAGAUGAGGAGACUCCUGAAGAAGAGGCCCCUGCUAAAGUAGAGUCUAUCUCUGCUGAAGAGGCUUUUUCAGAAGAGCCUCUAUCAGCUGUGGAGGUCCCUGCAGAAGAGGCCCCAGCUGAAGUUCAGUCUCCACCAGCUGAAGAGGCCCCUGCAGAAGAGGCCCCAGCUGAAGUUCAGUCUCCACCAGCUGAAGAGUCCCCUGCAGAGGAGGCCCCAGAUGAAGAUCAGUCUCCACCAGCUGAGGAGUCCCCUGCAGAGGAGGCCCCAGCUGAAGUUCAGUCUCUACCAGCUGAACAGGCCCCUGCAGAGGAGGCCCCAGCUGAAGUUCAGUCUCUACCAGCUGAACAGGCCCCUGCAGAGGUGGCCCCAGCUGAAGUUCAUUCUCCACUAACUGAGGAGGUCCCUGCAGAAGAGGCCCCAGCUGAAGUUCAGUCUCUACCAGCUGAAGAGGCCCCUGCAGAGGAGGCCCCAGCUGAAGUUCAUUCUCCACUAGCUGAGGAGGUCCCUGCAGAAGAGGCCCCAGCUGAAGUUCAGUCUCUACCAGCUGAGGAGACCCCUACAGAGGAGGCCUCAGCUGAAGUUCAGUCUCUACCAGCUGAAGUUCAGUCUCUACCAGCUGAACAGGCCCCUGCAGAGUCUCUACCAGCUGAAGUUCAGUCUCUACCAGCUGAAGAGGCCCCUGCAGAGGAGGCCCCAGCUGAAGUUCAUUCUCCACUAGCUGAGGAGGUCCCUGCAGAAGAGGCCCCAGCUGAAGUUCAGUCUCCACCAGCUGAAGAGGCCCCUGCAGAGGAGGCCCCAGCUGAAGUUCAGUCUCUAUCAGCUGAACAGGCCCCUGCAGAGGAGGCCCCAGCUGAAGUUCAGUCUCUAUCAGCUGAACAGGCCCCUGCAGAGGAGGCCCCAGCUGAAGAUCAGUCUCCACCAGCUGAGGAGUCCCCUGCAGAGGAGGCCCCAGCUGAAGUUCAGUCUCUACCAGCUGAAGAGGCCCCUGCAGAGGUGGCCCCAGCUGAAGUUCAGUCUCUACCAGCUGAGGAGGCCCCUGCAGAGGAGGCCCCAGCUGAAAAUCAGUCUCCACCAGCUGAGGAGACCCCUACAGAGGAGGCCUCAGCUGAAGUUCAGUCUCUACCAGCUGAGGAGGGCCCUGAAGAGGAGGCCCCAGCUGAAGUUCAGUCUCCACCAGCUGAGGCCCAAGUUGAAGUUUAUUCUCCACCAGCUGAGGAGGCCCCUGUAGAAGAGGCCCGAGCUGAGGUUCAGUUUCCACCAGCUGAGGAGACCCCUGCAGGGGAGGCUCCAGCUGAAGUUCAGUCCCCACCCGCUGAAGAGGCCCCUGCAGAGGAGUCCCCAUAUGAAGUUCUGGCUCCACCAACUGAGGCCCCAGCUGAAGUUCAGUCUCUACCAGCUGAGGAGGCUCCUGAACAAAAUACCUCAUAUGAAAUUUGGUCUCCAUCAGCUGAGGAGGCCUCUGCUGAACUUCGGUCUCCGUCAACUGAAGACACUACUUUAGAAAUGGUCUCUGUUGACAAACAGUUUCCAGAAGCCAAGGAGGACUUUAUUACACAAAUCUCUGUAGAAAAUGACCUUAUUCCACCAUCUGAACAAACUGCUGCAUAUGAGGCUCUGGUAGACCAUGUGUCUACUGAAUAUCAAAAUCUCCAGACUGAUGUCCCAGGGAUAAAAUUAGAAUCAAAGGUUUUGGAAGAUCAGCAAAAACUCGAAGAGCCUUUGGAACUGGAUCCUGUCCCUGAAGAUUUGUCUAAUAUCAAGAAAGAACAGGUUCCUACCUUUGAAAUAGAGGGUGUCAUCCAUGUACAACUAGAAUAGAGGCCUCUUCCUCAGCUCUAAUUAGCUCUUAACUAAGCUAGCAAUCAGAAGCUACAGGCUUCUGGACAUACACACUUAAGAAAAGUAUAGGUAUCUGGAAGUAAAUACCUAAAAGGAAAUCCCAAGAUGUGGACUGCUGGCUGGAAAAUGAACAAUAAAAACUAGUGGUUUAAAAUUA
Leopardus geoffroyi (Geoffroy's cat) is the source of this 3236-nucleotide messenger RNA. It is a transcript of the gene FSCB, whose product is annotated as fibrous sheath CABYR binding protein. Gene Ontology annotation, molecular function: calcium ion binding. The transcript has 3 exons. The coding region runs from base 224 to 3058 and encodes 944 amino acids. The record is from RefSeq and is a predicted model, not a curated record. Gene Ontology annotation, cellular component: sperm fibrous sheath; sperm principal piece. NCBI's taxonomy places the organism in Eukaryota, Metazoa, Chordata, Mammalia, Carnivora, Felidae. Gene Ontology annotation, biological process: negative regulation of protein sumoylation.